Molossus molossus (Pallas's mastiff bat) is the source of this 2922-nucleotide messenger RNA. It is a transcript of the gene PIDD1, whose product is annotated as p53-induced death domain protein 1. Lineage: Eukaryota; Metazoa; Chordata; Mammalia; Chiroptera; Molossidae. Gene Ontology annotation, molecular function: protein binding. The coding region runs from base 66 to 2804 and encodes 912 amino acids. The transcript has 15 exons. Gene Ontology annotation, biological process: apoptotic process; signal transduction; DNA damage response. The record is from RefSeq and is a predicted model, not a curated record.
CCUGCCUGAGCAGGCCUGCCUGGCAAGCUGGGACAUGUCUGGCCCCCGAGGCCUGCCGGUGGGUGAUGGCUGCAGCAGAGGAGGAGCCCCAGGUGGCUGCUGCAGAAGGUGUUGCAGAGGAUGCUACAGAUACCGUGGAUGCGCAUCCCAGGCCACCACUUCUGGCUGGAAAUCGGCUGAGCUUGGACCUGUACCCUGGGGGCUGCCACAGGCUGCUGCACCUGUGUGCCCAGCAGACCCCUCAGCUGCUGGAGGUGGAGUUCCUGCAGCUGAGUGGCCACGAAGACCCUCGGCUGCUGGAGGCCACCCUGGCUCAGGUGCCAAAGAGCCUGCCGCACCUCCGCUCCCUGGUCCUCAAAGGUGGGCAGCGCUGGGAUGCGCUGGGUGCCUGCCUCCACGGCUCCCUGACCACGCUCCCUGCCAGCCUGGGAGGCCUGGCUCGCUUGGUCCACCUGGAUCUGAGCUUCAACAGCCUGGAGACACUGCCAGCCUGCAUCCCACAGAUGUGCGGCCUGAGUGCCCUCCUGCUCUCUCACAACCACCUCUCAGAGCUGCCUGAGGCUCUGGGGGCCCUCUCCGCCCUCACCUUCCUUUCCGUGACCCACAACCGCCUACAAACGCUGCCCACGGCGCUGGGAGCCCUGUCCACCCUGCAGCGCCUUGAUCUCUCUGAGAAUCUCCUGACCGCUCUGCCCCUUGAGAUUGGAGGCCUGAGCAGCCUGGAGGAGCUCAAUCUGGCCUCCAACCGGCUGCAGAACCUCCCGGCCUCCCUUGCGGGGCUGCGUUCCCUGCGGCUCCUUGUACUGCACAGCAACCUCCUGGCCUCGGUGCCCACUGGCCUGGCCCGCCUCCCGCUGCUCAUCCGGCUGGACCUGAGGGACAACCAGCUCCGGGAAGUGCCCCCCGAGCUGCUGGACGCCCCCUUUGUGCGCCUGCAGGGGAACCCCUUGGGCGAGACCCUGCCAGACUCCCACAGUCCCCCAGGGAUACCCGUGGUCCUGGAAAUGCCCAGACUGUUCCUGACGUCAGAUUUGGACAGCUUCCUCGUGACCCCCCAAGGCUGCUCUGUGACCCUGGCCUGUGGCGUCCGCCUGCAGUUUCCCGCUGGGGCCACCGCCUCCUCUCUCACCGUCCACUACCGCCUGUGGCUGCCCGAGCCGCGCCUCGUCCCCCUGGGGCCCCACGACUCCCUGCUCAGUGGUGUCCUGGAGCUGCAGCCCCAUGGGGUGGCCUUCCAGCAGGAGGUGGGCCUGUGGCUGCUCUUUGUGCCCCCGCGGGCCCGACGCUGCCGUGAGGUGGUGGUGAGGACCCUGAGUGACGACAGCUGGAGCGACCUGGAAACCCACCUGGAAGAAGCAGCUCCGAAGCGGCUCUGGGCUCACUGCCAGGUUCCCCACUUUUCAUGGUUCCUUGUGGUUUCACGCCCUGUGUCCAAUGCCUGCCUGGUGCCUCCAGAGGGGACAUUGCUAUGGUCCUCGGGGCAUCCUGGGGUCAAGGUCACAUUCCCCCCUGGAGCCACCGAGGAGCCUCGCCAAGUCCGAAUGCAGGUGGUGCGGAUGGCGGGCAGAGAGCUCCGGGCCCUGCUGGAGGAGCCCGAGGCGGCCGUGAGUCCCCUGCUGUGCCUCACCCAGAGCGGCCCCUCCAGCUUCCUCCGGCCAGUCACUGUGCAGCUGCCUCUGCCCCCUGGUAUCACAGGCCUGAGUCUGGACCGCUCCCGCCUGCACCUGCUGUACCGGGCCCCUCCUGCAGCCACCUGGGAUGACAUCACGGCUCAGGUGGCACUGGAGCUCACCCACCUGUAUGCUCGCUUCCAGGUCACACACUUCUCCUGGUACUGGCUCUGGUACACCACCAAGAGCUGCGUGGGGGGCCUGGCGAGGAAGGCCUGGGAGCGGCUGCGGCUGCACCGCGUGAACCUCAUAGCACUGCAGAGGCGCCGGGACCCCGAGCAGGUCCUCCUGCAGUGCCUGCCCCGGAACAAGGUGGAUGCCACCCUGCGGCGGCUGCUGGAGCGAUACCGUGGCCCUGAGCCCUCAGACACGGUGGAGAUGUUCGAGGGCGAGAAGUUCUUUGCUGCCUUCGAGAGGGGCAUCGACGUGGACGCUGACCGCCCAGACUGCGUGCAGGGCAGAGUGUGCUUCGUGUUCUACUCACACCUGAAGAACGUGAAGGAGGUGUACGUGACCACCACCCUGGACCGGCGGGCUCAGGCCGUGAGGGGCCAGGUGUCCUUCUAUCGAGGAGCCGUGCCUGAGGAGGUCCCUGAGGAGGCAGAGGCGGCCCGGCAGAGGAAGGGCGCGGACACCCUGUGGAUGGCCACUCUGCCCAUCAAGCUGCCGAAACUGCGGAGGUUUGAGAGGCUGGGCCCAGCGUGGGGGCCUAGCCCCUCCCUGGCACCUCUGAACCUGGGUGAUGCUGAGACCGGCUUCCUGACCCAGAGCAACCUGCUGAAUGUGGCCGGGCGCCUGGGCCCUGACUGGCCUGCUGUGGCCCUGCACCUGGGCCUGUCCUACCAGGAGCUGCAGCGCAUCCGCCAUGAGUUCCGGGACGACCUAGAUGGGCAGAUCCGCCAUAUGCUGUUCUCUUGGGCUGAGCGCCAGGCUGGGCAGCCCGGGGCUGUGGGGCUCCUAGUGCAGGCCCUGGAGCAGAGUGACCGGCGGGAUGUGGCCGAAGAAGUGCGGGCUGUCUUGGAGCUCGGCCGCCACAAGUAUCAGGAUGGCAUCCGUCGCACAAGCUUGGCCUCCAGGGACCUUGCCCCCCCUGGGCCUUCCACUUCACAGUCACCAGAGCCUGCCCAGGCCUAGACAGACACCACUGACUCUGGGCUGGUGCCAUGUGUGCUUUGGCCAGUGCUCAGAGGCCCCCACUUUCAAGUCUUCCCUGUGUACGGGUACAGUGACCUCCAGAGUGUAACAAACAUGA